This is a messenger RNA of Trichoderma atroviride IMI 206040, 1452 nucleotides long. The record is from RefSeq and is a predicted model, not a curated record. NCBI's taxonomy places the organism in Eukaryota, Fungi, Ascomycota, Sordariomycetes, Hypocreales, Hypocreaceae.
AUGAAUCCAAUAUUCACAAGUAGCAUAUGCUUGCUGACGGCGGUCAUAUAUCUUGUCUCACUUAUUCUCUAUCGCCUCUACCUUCACCCUUUGUCCGGUGUUCCCGGUCCUAGGCUUGCAGCAGUUACUAGCUGGUAUGAAACCUAUUAUGACCUUUUCAAGGCACCUGGUGGGCAGUACUGGAACAAGCUCGACGAACUUCAUAACAGCUACGGCCCUAUUAUCCGAAUUAAUACAAAUGAGGUCCAAAUUCACGACCCAGAGUUCUAUACUCAGAUUUAUGCUGGGGGAUCGACUAAAAGGAAUCGGUAUGCACGCAGCGUUUCGGGGAAUGGCUCACCUGGAUCUAUGGCUUCGGCCGUUUCUCACGAUCUACAUCGCCUCCGCCGAAGCUCGUUAAAUCCAUUCUUCUCAAAAGCCGCCGUGUUAAGACUUGAAGAAAGAAUCCAAAGUAGAGUUAGGAUCCUCUGUGAACGUCUAUCUGGAUUUCUGGAAAGAAAGGAAAUAAUUGACAUAAGCGUGGCAAUGACUUCGCUAACAUUAGAUAUCAUCACAGAAUAUUCAUUUGGAGAAUCUUGGAAUCUUAUGGAUAGAGAUGAUUUGAGCUACGAUUUCAUCAAGGUCAUGAGAGGCGGCUUUGAGACACUCCAGAUUCGGAAGCUUUUUAACUCAGUCAUUAAACUGAUCCCACCCAGUGUUCUAGCUUGGUCCAGUCCAGACAUGAAAGUCUUUUUCGAAUUCAAAGAUGUACAUCUCCACUUCCAGUUAGAGGCACUGGACAGACUUCCAAAGGAAGAGAUUGAGACGCAGAGACUCGCAGAUGAAGCUCUGGUUCUUAUCACAGCGGGGUCUGAGACGACCAGCAGGGCAUUAGCAACGAUCAUCUACCAUGCACUAGAAAAUCCAGACAUAUGCACUAAAUUGCAGCAAGAACUCGACGCAGCCAUACCAGAUGCUAACACGGAAGUAUCUUACUCAACGCUUGAGGCUCUGCCUUACUUGACGGCCACAAUCAGAGAAUCAUUGCGCAUUAGUGCACUAGUGCCAAACCGCUCUCUACUGACGGCGGAUCAGCCGUUGCAAUAUAAGCAAUGGAGCCUGAAACCAGGAACAGCGUUUUGCAUGAGCACUUCCAAAUAUCUUCUCGAUGCCUCCAUAUAUCAUAAUCCCACUGUAUUUGAUCCUGAACGCUGGCUUGGUGACCCACAGAGUACCCAGAAACUGCUUCACCAUUUUGUGCCGUUUUCCAGGGGACACCGAGGCUGUAUUGGAAUGAAUCUUGCAUACGCCGAGUUGUAUCUUGUCUCGGCGCAUAUAAUCAGACGCUUUGACAUGCGCUUGUACGAUGUAAUUAGAGAGAGGGAUGUGGACACUGUACGAGAUGCUUUUAUUGGAUUACCCAGUGCGGAAUCCAAAGGUGUAAGGAUCGAAAUAAUUCAGAAACGGAAAUAA